UUGAGGUAUUUUGUGCAUCGUGGUUUUGACUUCAGUUUUCUGUCGUCUGCUCUGUCACUAAGGAGCGUUUCAGCCAUGGAGUUCAUACAGCAGAGAAACCUUCACUAUUUGACCAUUGUGUAUGUCAUCUUGACCACAAUCUCAGCUGCGGCAGCUCAGAUCAGAUUAGUGGGGACUGGGUCUACUCGUUGCUCUGGAAGAGUAGAAAUCUAUUACAACAGUGCUUGGGGCACAGUGUGUGAUGACAGCUGGGGCUUGGAGGAUGCUGCUGUAGUGUGCAGACAGUUGGACUGUGGUACGGCACUGAGUGCUCCUCAGUCAGCCCACUUUGGUAGAGGAACUGGUUCAAUCUGGCUGGAUGAUGUGAGCUGUUCAGGAACUGAAAGGUAUCUAACGGAGUGUAAUCACGGAGGAUUUGGGAAACACAACUGUGGACAC
Pungitius pungitius (ninespine stickleback) is the source of this 438-nucleotide messenger RNA. RefSeq names its product putative DMBT1-like protein. The annotation marks the transcript as partial. Gene Ontology annotation, molecular function: serine-type endopeptidase activity. NCBI's taxonomy places the organism in Eukaryota, Metazoa, Chordata, Actinopteri, Perciformes, Gasterosteidae. Gene Ontology annotation, cellular component: plasma membrane. Gene Ontology annotation, biological process: zymogen activation. The record is from RefSeq and is a predicted model, not a curated record. The transcript has 3 exons.